Molecule: messenger RNA, 1704 nt
Organism: Durusdinium trenchii
Lineage: Eukaryota; Dinophyceae; Suessiales; Symbiodiniaceae
Source: the annotation of a GenBank genome assembly
CAGGUACAUCAGGUCGCGCAUAGUGCAACGGAGUUCUGUUGAGGCCAAUGCCUUUUGGCCAUUUCCUGAGGCGCUUUCCGAGGCUUGGGAGAGCAUUCCAAGUCGUAUUUUCAAUUCCUUUCAAGUGCUCCAACUUCAUGCGCCGGGCGAUGCCACGGUUCAGCUCACCUUCCGUGAGCAACCGUGGUACCGAGUCGCGGUGGUGGGUGAGCACUGCGUGAGAGUGAUGGUGCGCCGCAAUUGCCCGGCUCACGCGCUGUCAACGAUCUUCUUGGUACCUCGUAGUUCAACCCUCAAAUCCUUAGCCACUGCCAUUACUGCGGCGCCCCAUCCCGAUGACCAUGAGAUGAUCGUGAUCACUCAGGUCUUCGCGAUGCCCGGGAGCGAUCCGAGCAGUGCAGUCAAGGGACCUGUCAAGGACGAAAGGACGCUGUCGGACGCCCCACGUCAGAAGACCUCAAGAUGGUCAGGCUGUUUGAGGCCUUUGACCAAGGUUCCUCUCGGACUCAAUGUUCCAGCUCUAAAUCAGUGGAUGGAGUGCAUGAUGGCUUCACAUGCACGCAAGCUCUCUGAGGACUUCUACCUCGUACUAGCACUAAAGAAGUGUGCCAGUGGGAGUCCUCUUCUUCUGCAACAUCUCGAAGCCACCGUGAGGAACUUCAAUGAUUGGACGCGACUCUCUUAUGAGGAGUUUGAGCUCACGAAAUAUCUCCAGUCCUUAAUGGACGUGAUCAAUGUCAACUUGCGGGCGUCCUGCGAAUUAGAUGGCCGGACCCUGGUGCCCUACAUGUGCGCCGUGCCCCGAAAGGGGUGGAAUGAGAAUUUUGCCUACAUCCAAGGAUGGUUGAAAAUGGCAGGCUUGGCGUAUAAGAUUCACAUGGGCGCCUCGUGUGGUCCCAAGAUCGUCGAGGCCGCCACCACGCGCUUCGUGGAUCCCCGACCAGGCCCGCAGCCCACACCGGCCGCGAGCCCGCAGCUGGAUGCUUCGGAUGAUUCCGGCAGUGCCUCUGGCUUGCUGAGUGGGCAGAGCAAGAUGGUGUUCCAUCUUUGAUCGAGAGAAGAGAACGAGAGAGAAUCUCGAUCGAUCUCGAUCAGGCAUUUUUGGCAUGUUGCUGAUUCCUGGAACCCCGUACUGUUUGGUAUAAGGAGCUGAUCAGGAGCUUGGAGGCCCCUGACCCCUAAUCAACUGGGAAAAGAUUGGAAACUCAUUUAAGUCAACGCGGCACGACACGUAGUCUACGCAGCGUGUCGGCACGUCCUGAGACCGGGGUGUUCCAGGCGUCAUUUUACACAUUCCUCAGGACUCCCAGAACGUCGAUGGAAUGGUCCUUGACGAAACCAAACCCAAGCAGUGGGAAGCUGGCCAGUGAUUUCCUGGACACCUGAUUGGGUUUCGGCGAGCCGAAGAGCCGAAGAAACUGCGUGUUUCUGGCUUCGGUUCACGCGGAGGAGAACCACAAGUGCCCUCCCCUAAAUGAAAAAACACCGAACACCCUGAGAGAAAACCCAGGCAUUCGGAGUUGCUACUUGGGGGAGGGUAUCAUCAUAGGCCGGUCAAGCUUGGCCACUCCGGACCGACCCCGGUCAAGUCUCACGCGUUUGGCCGGGGCGGAGGCCAAAAACCCAAAGGUUUGUGGCUUCCACCGCGAAAUUCUGCCAACGAUGGCGGUUGAAUGGACUGAAAAAGGUACGAGACCCCAAAAC